UAUCGCCCAAUAGCGAGCUAUAUUUGUCGAACGCCAUGACAACGGUACGCACCUGUGCCGCAAAUAUUUGGUCAAUAUACUAAACUUUUCACGUAAACAAUUGACACGAGAACAAAAACAAUGAAUCAAGAAGCAAAGAAGAUAACAAAUAACUUAUACGGGAGAGUUACUGCUCCGGCCCUCGAAAAAUGUCGCGUAAACUUUUGCACGGAUUUAGAGAAAUCCGUUUUGAUGAGUAAUUUUGAGAGACGAGGCUGGAAUCAAGUCGGACCGGAUGACGAAUGGAACUUUUAUUGGGCUUCAACACAAACCUGUAGAAAUCUUUUCAGUGUCGAGAGUGGUUAUCGAAUGAAUGACAAUCAAAUGAUUAAUCACUUUCCGAACCAUUAUGAGCUUUCAAGAAAAGACUUGCUUGUGAAAAAUAUAAAAAGAUAUCGCAAGGAACUCGAAAGAGAAGGAAGUCCAUUAGCUGAGAAGGCAGAAGUUGUUCUGCAUGGAGGUCAAGUUGUUACGAGAUAUAUUCAUCUCGAUUUCGUACCUAUUACAUUUGUUCUUCCAGCGGACUACAAUAUGUUCGUUGAAGAGUAUCGUAAAUCUCCACAAAGCACUUGGAUUAUGAAGCCUUGUGGGAAGUCUCAAGGCACCGGUAUUUUCCUUAUAAACAAGUUAUCGAAGCUAAAAAAGUGGUCUCGUGAGGCGAAAACUCCUUUCCAUCCGCAGUUGAGCAAGGAAAGCUACGUGAUUUCUCGUUAUAUAGACAAUCCUUUGCUAAUAGGAGGAAAAAAGUUUGACCUUAGACUGUACGUGUUGGUAACUUCUUUCCGACCCCUAAAAGCUUAUCUCUUCCAACUCGGCUUUUGUAGGUUUUGCACAGUGAAAUACGAUACAAGUGUCACGGAAUUAGACAACAUGUAUGUCCACCUUACAAAUGUUAGUGUACAGAAACAUGGUGGUGACUAUAAUAGCAUACACGGUGGUAAAAUGAGUGUACAAAAUUUACGACUUUACUUGGAAGGUAGUCGGGGGAGGGUGGUUACGGAGAAGUUGUUUGCGGCUAUGCAAUGGUUAAUUGUGCAUUCACUAAAAGCUGUUGCUUCUGUAAUGGCGAAUGACCGACAUUGUUUUGAAUGUUACGGUUACGAUAUCAUUAUUGACAACCAGUUAAAGCCUUGGUUGGUAGAAGUCAAUGCUUCACCUUCGUUAACAUCAACAACAGUUAAUGACAGAAUAUUGAAGUAUAAGUUAAUAGACAAUAUUUUGUCAGUGGUUUUACCUCCCGAUGGUGUUCCAGAUGUGCGUUGGAAUAAAUUACCUUCACCAGAAUCUUUGGGAAGUUUCGAUUUACUUAUAGAUGAAGAACUUUUGGAGAAAGAUGAAUCUGUAGCUUCAAAUGGACGUGUCGGUAAAAAUAGCAAAAUGAGUAGAUAAAUAUGUCUACAAUAACGAAAAUAAAUACUAGAAAAUUCUAUGAUAAUGACACCGUCAAACUUAUAAUUCGAUAUAUCGAAGUUAUUUUAAAACUGUAUCAGUAAUACAAAACUAAUGUAUAAAUAUAAUUAAUAGCCUUUUAUAUUUUUAAUACAAGUAUUCUCCUCAUUUAUGCUUUGUGCUACUAUUUUUUAAUUAUCAUCGUGUUCUUUGACGUAUAAGGUGCAAUAAAGAUUUAAAUAAAUUAAUAAUAAUUUUGUUUGUAUUACUGCAAUAUAUUUCAUAAUUCAUAAAUAUAUUUAUCUAGGUAUGAUUUUAUUAAGGUAUAUAAUAUUAAAUACUAUAUUUGAAUGUAAAUUUUUUUGCAUAGUUUGCAGUGUUUAUACUUUUCCACAUAUUAACAUAGCCUGAAACGUCACUUCAAAAUGCAUCAAAAAGCCAGCUUGGGAGUUGUGCAUACCACAUAUUUGCAUUUUAAUGGCACCACAGAAAAAUAACGCCACCCAGCUAUUUUAUAUGCUAAGCAGCUGAACUUUGCGCCGAUUAAUGUUGCAUAAGUUUUAUCUAACGGAACUUGCCUUAAAAGUCCAUAAUUUGAGGGUUCAACAUUGCUGGCUACUAUUUAGCUACUCUAAUUUUAUAAUAACUAAAACCCUGAAUAUUUAAAUACCUGAUAUGAAUUACCCGAAUAUUUAAAUAAUUUAUUUAUGUAAAGAAAAUUACGUUGAUUUAGAGUGUAUUUUUAUAGAUAGACGAAAAAAUG
This is a messenger RNA of Galleria mellonella (greater wax moth), 2191 nucleotides long. Its product is annotated as polyglutamylase complex subunit TTLL1-like. Gene Ontology annotation, cellular component: cilium. Gene Ontology annotation, biological process: microtubule cytoskeleton organization; protein polyglutamylation. NCBI's taxonomy places the organism in Eukaryota, Metazoa, Arthropoda, Insecta, Lepidoptera, Pyralidae. The record is from RefSeq and is a predicted model, not a curated record. The transcript has a single exon. The coding region runs from base 121 to 1428 and encodes 435 amino acids. Gene Ontology annotation, molecular function: tubulin binding; tubulin-glutamic acid ligase activity.